Molecule: messenger RNA, 1939 nt
Organism: Pistacia vera
Lineage: Eukaryota; Viridiplantae; Streptophyta; Magnoliopsida; Sapindales; Anacardiaceae
Product: 3-epi-6-deoxocathasterone 23-monooxygenase CYP90D1
Exons: 8
Coding region: 195-1673 (492 amino acids)
Biological process (GO): brassinosteroid homeostasis; brassinosteroid biosynthetic process; sterol metabolic process
Molecular function (GO): iron ion binding; oxidoreductase activity, acting on paired donors, with incorporation or reduction of molecular oxygen, NAD(P)H as one donor, and incorporation of one atom of oxygen; heme binding
Source: RefSeq, a predicted model, not a curated record
CUCUCUAUCUCUUUCUUCCCCAUACCCACGCGUGCACGUACACAUGCACAUUCAUAUAUGUUUCCAUCACAAAAGAAGCUCUGUCGUGACGGCCAUAGUCACUCUCCAUGAUUAAGCUUAUAUAAGAGACAGACAGACAGAGAGAGAGAAGAGAGAAGAGAUCGAGGGCGUGCGUGCAAAAUUUUUAGCCAAUAAUGGACAAUUUAUUGUGGAUUUUGUUUGUAAUAACAGUAAGUUUAUUAUCCACCAUCAUUUUCCACAACAAAAAUAAACUCAAAUCAUCAUCAUCUUCCUCAAGAUCACACUUCAUAACAUCAACAACAACCAGAAAUCUUCCCCAGCUCCCUUUAGGCUCUCUCGGUUGGCCUUUUCUCGGUGAAACCUUGGAGUUCAUUUCUUGUGCCUAUUCUGAACGCCCUGAAAGCUUUGUGGACAAACGUCGCUGCAUGUACGGGAAGGUGUUCAAGUCACAUAUCUUUGGAACUUCGACUAUAGUUUCAACGGAUGCAGAAGUGAGUAGAUUUGUUUUGCAGAGUGAUGCAAAGGCGUUUGUGCCAUCAUAUCCCAAAUCUCUGACUGAAUUGAUGGGAAAGUCUUCGAUUUUGCUCAUCAAUGGAAGCUUACAAAGGAGAAUCCAUGGACUUAUAGGAGCUUUCUUCAAGUCUCCUCAUCUUAAAGCUCAAAUCACUCGAGACAUGCAAAAAUAUGUGCAGAAAUCAAUGGACACUUGGACUGAAGAUCAGCCUAUUUACAUUCAAGAUGAAACCAAAAGUAUUGCCUUUCAAGUACUAGUCAAAGCAUUGAUUAGUUUGGAUCCAGGUGAAGAAAUGGAGUUCUUGAAGAAACAGUUCCAAGAAUUUAUCUCCGGACUCAUGUCUUUACCUGUUAACAUUCCUGGAAGUCAACUCUAUAGAUCCUUACAGGCGAAGAAGAAGAUGGUUAAGUUAGUACAGGAGAUUGUUCAAUCUAAAAGGAGUGGUGGGAUCUCAUCAGUUCCGAAAGAUGUGAUCGAUGUGUUGUUGCUCAACAAUGCAAGCGAUCAGCCAUUAACUGAUGAUCUAAUCGCGGACAAUAUGAUUGAUAUGAUGAUUCCAGGAGAGGAUUCAGUUCCAGUUCUUAUGACUCUUGCAAUUAAAUAUCUUUCAGAUUGCCCGGCUGCUCUCAAUCAGCUGACGGAAGAAAACAUGAAGUUGAAAAGACUGAAAGCUGAGCUUGGAGAACCAUUGUCUUGGAGUGAUUACUUAUCAUUAACUUUUACACAAGCUGUAAUUACAGAAACUCUAAGGAUGGGAAAUAUAAUAAUUGGAGUGAUGAGAAAGGCCAUGAAAGACAUUGAGUUUAAAGGGUAUCUAAUACCAAAAGGGUGGUGCUUUUUUGCAUACUUUAGAUCGGUUCAUCUUGAUGAAAGUAACUAUGAUUGGCCUUAUCAAUUCAACCCCUGGAGAUGGCAAGAUAAUAAAGACAUCGGCAAUUGUAACUUCACUCCUUUUGGAGGUGGACAAAGACUAUGCCCUGGUCUUGACUUGGCCAGGCUGGAAGCUUCCAUCUUUCUGCACAACUUUGUUACUCAAUUCAGGUGGAUGGCUGAGGAAGACACAGUUGUCAACUUUCCCACAGUAAGAAUGAAGAGAAGACUGCCGGUUUGGGUCAAAAGAAGAGGAGAUUCAUCUUGAGCCAUGAAAACCAUUAGAGUUGCAGAGAGAAACUUUCAUAUAACACCAUUGAUAACACACAAGAAUCCAACAACAAAACACCAAAACAAACCAAAAUAAUAUAAAAUUAGGGUUUGGUUUUGGUCACAGUGCAUGCAUGCACACGGGUGGGGUGGGGGCUCUCAGAAUUAUUACUCAGACCCCAUAGCUGACUUGUUUGUCUUCUUUCUUAUACAUAUUUAUAUCUUGACAAUUAAUUAAUAUUAGAAAUUAAUUAUUUUUUUUUU